This is a messenger RNA of Thelazia callipaeda (thelaziosis nematode), 1202 nucleotides long. The record is from the annotation of a GenBank genome assembly. NCBI's taxonomy places the organism in Eukaryota, Metazoa, Nematoda, Chromadorea, Rhabditida, Thelaziidae.
AUGGAAUAUAUGUUUUUACUUCUUGGCCUAUACAAUUUGUUAAUCAGUUGCGUCUCCUCUAAUCCGGUCACACUGAAUACAACAGAUUCGCUGCAGUCAGACGUGAAACUGAUUUACGUACAGGCAAUUUGGCGUCAUGGAGAUCGAGCACCUCAUCAGCUACCCUACCCCAAUGACCUCAACGAUGAAAAGUCUUGGCCCCGUGGAUGGUCCCACUUGACUAAUGUAGGAAUGAAGCAAAUUUAUGAUUUAGGUCGUUUUUUCCAGCAGCGAUACCAUAAUUAUGUGAAUGAAUUCAACUCAAUUGAUGUAAAAGUUGUCACGUCAAGAUCAGAACGAGCAAUUGUCAGUGCUCAAGCAAUGUUGCGUGGUUUUUUUCCUAUUGAAAAUUCUAGUUUGCAAUGGUUAAAGGACGAAAAAUGGCAACCUAUUCCAUUUUAUAUGGAAAAAAUCGAAAAAAAUGCGCCUCUGCUCCAUUCCACUACGCAUUUUUGUCCUCGAUACAAUGCUCUAAUGCAAGCCGAAGAUGAAAGUAACUCGAAUAUGAUGCAGGAAUAUGCUAAUUUUACUCAUUUCUUAGCCAAUAUAACCGGAAUCGGUGAAAAUUUGAAUUUUAGUCGGUUAGGGUCAUUGCUUGAUAUUCAACGAGAGAUCUACCACAAUCUUCCGCAACCAGCAUGGGUCCACCAAAUAUGGCCACAAUAUCAAAAUAUGAGUACUAUUGAGAUCAUCACAAAGUUCAAAUUAACUAGCCAGAUUUUAAAAUAUAAUACAAUAGAAAAAGCAAAACUAAAGGGUGGUCUACUACUUGGAGAAAUAUUAGAUCGGUUUAAGAAUGUUUCUUCAAACAAAGCAACAGAAGCACGUAAAAUGUACCUUUACUCUGCGCACGACGCCACUGUUUGCGCAUUACAAUAUGCGUUAAACGUUGGUCAAAACUCAUUAGUACCUUAUGCUGCAUGUUUGAUUUUGGAAUUAUAUCAGAGCGAAAAAAAUGAAACUGUCGUAAAAAUUCUUUACAAGAAUGAAACAGAAAGUGAUUAUGCUCAUGAACUACAGGUGCCAGGUUGCUCGGUACCAUGUACCUUGAACCAAUUAAUCAUUUUAACUUCUUCAACUACUUUGCAUACUAUCAAAGAUUUAAAUAAAGUAACUAUUGCAAUGUCUUUUUCGCAAAAACAAGCAGAUUUCAUUCAUUAAAA